AUGGCAUUUGUACUGAACUGCUGCAGUUACGACCUCUGCUGGCUGUUUGAUGGCACCUGCUCAGAGACUGGGGAUAAUGGAUAUCGGUGCGUGACUCUCAGUAUUUUCUCAGAUCCAGUCUGCUGGAUGAUGGAGCAAUUUUCUGGCUCUCUGGUGCACCGACUGAAGGUUCGAUGCUGUUCUGUCAGUGCUUGGCGCUCCCGUUUGCCCAUUCUUAUCUGGUUGCCGGCGUACAACCUGGCAUGGCUAAAAAUGGACAUACUGGCUGGACUCACUGUCGGAUUGACUGUUGUCCCUCAGGCUCUGGCCUACGCUGAAGUGGCUGGGUUGCCUGUGCAGUAUGGGCUGUACUCAUCUUUCAUGGGUGGUUUUAUCUACUUCAUGUUUGGCACAUCAAAGGACAUCACUCUGGGCCCGACCGCCAUCAUGUCUCUGCUCUGUUCCUUCUACAUAGGAGGAGAUCCAGUCUAUGCCGUUAUAUUAGCUCUGCUGUGUGGCAUCAUCCAGGUCUGCAUGGCAUUUCUCAAACUGGGCUUCCUGCUGGACUUUAUUUCCUAUCCUGUAAUAAAGGGUUUCACCUGUGCAGCAGCCGUGACCAUCGGCUUUGGACAGGUCAAGAACAUUUUGGGUCUAAAGAACAUCCCUCAGCAGUUCUUCCUGCAGGUCUACUACACCUUCCACAGGCUAGCUGAGGCACGGGUCGGAGACGUGCUUCUGGGUCUGUGCUGUCUGUGUUUCCUGGUGACGCUGACUAAGAUGAAGUGUUCUCUGGGUUUGGUCGAAGAUAACCCAGCUACUUUGGUAAAUGCUGCUAGGGGUCUAGUGUGGACUUUAGCUACAGUCCGAAAUGCCCUGGUGGUGAUUGCUGCGACAUGCGUUGCGUACUCUGCUGAGGUCACCGGUCACAAUUUUUUCACCCUCAAUGGGAAAACAGCUGAAGGCCUGCCACCAUUCUCACCCCCGCCCUUCUCUGAGACGACAGCCAAUGGCACUGUCAUAUGUUUUACAAACAUCGUACAGGAUUUGGGAGGUGGUUUAGCAGUUAUAUCGUUGAUGGGAUUGCUGGAGAGCAUUGCUAUUGCUAAGGCGUUCGGAAGUAAAAACAAUUACCGCAUUGAUGCUAACCAGGAGUUCUUUGCUAUAGGUCUUACCAAUAUCUUGGGCUCUUUCGUCUCGGCGUACCCAAUCACAGGAAGCUUUGGGAGAACUGCUGUAAACUCUCAGACUGGAGUUUGUACACCUGCUGGAGGGGUCAUCACAGGUGUGGUGGUGCUCUUGUCUCUGGCCUUCCUCAUGCCUCUAUUCUCCUUCAUUCCAAAAGCUUCACUAGCCGCCGUUAUUAUCUGCGCCGUUGCUCCUAUGAUCGACUUUAGUGUUCCUCCACAGAUCUGGAGGGUCAGAAAGCUGGACAUGUUUCCCUUCUUGGUCACCUUUCUGAUGAGUUUCUGGGAGGUGCAGUAUGGAAUUGUGGGAGGUGUAGUUGUUUCAGGGUUCAUGCUGCUCUAUCAGGUAGCCAGACCUGAACUGAAGGUAUCUGAUCACGGCGUGUUGGUGAUGACGUUGGGAAGUGGACUGCAUUUUCCUGCCAUAGAGCAUCUCAGUAAGGUUGUCCGUAAACAAGCUCUAGACGUUUCUCCUCGAUGCUCUGUACUGUUAGACUGUCAUCAUGUCAGUAGUGUAGACUACACUGUAGUGAAUGAGCUCCGAGAUCUUCUAAAGCAGUUUAAACUACAUGACGUCUUCCUCAUGUUUACAGGACUGAAGUGCUCUGUACUGGAGGUGUUAUUAGCAGCAGAUCUGCCAGGUUUCAGACACGCAGACAGUGUGGAGGAGGGACUGCAGAUCCUCAACAGUGCUGAUUAUGACUGACACCCUCACCGUCCAAUCAGCAGAACCGAUAUGAUCAGUGACUACAGACAUAGUAACACACACUAAACACACCUGUGAAUGGAUGCAUAUAGUAACCCGAUUACAGGGUCAGAUGUUGGAAUAGACUCUGAUUUUCUGUAGCUCACUCAUCUUUCUACACAUCAUGACCAAAUAAUUUCUACAGAAACACAAACUAAGUUUUAUUGUGUUUGUAAGAUUCAUAUAACUGACUCAGGAUACUUUCA
Messenger RNA from Trichomycterus rosablanca, 2114 nucleotides. It is a transcript of the gene slc26a11, whose product is annotated as solute carrier family 26 member 11. Gene Ontology annotation, molecular function: secondary active sulfate transmembrane transporter activity. Gene Ontology annotation, cellular component: plasma membrane. The transcript has 16 exons. The record is from RefSeq and is a predicted model, not a curated record. Gene Ontology annotation, biological process: transmembrane transport. NCBI's taxonomy places the organism in Eukaryota, Metazoa, Chordata, Actinopteri, Siluriformes, Trichomycteridae. The coding region runs from base 1 to 1869 and encodes 622 amino acids.